UUAUCGUCAAAGCAGAAAUAUGAAGGUUUUAGUGAUCCUGAUAGGAGUCUUCUCAGCUGUCUCGGCGGAAGAAAUGAAGUGUAAUGGCGCUGAUGGCGCCACUGCCGAGGCCUGCGAUGACGGAGUUGUCGCAUGUACAUCUCCAGUGUGGUCGGAGUACGGAGGUAUGAGUGCUCAAGCGUACGGGUGUGGAGCGUGCCCUGCUGACAGUACUGCGACAUGUGCCCAAUGCGAUGCCAAAGCAGACGAAGGAUGCAACGUAAAAGUAGCAGCUCCAGCUGAUGCACAAACAUUCGAGUGUUUCGACUACAGCUUGGUAAAAGAAGCAUUGGUUGCAUCCAAAACAGCGACAACUUGUAACGCUAACAAAGCCACUGCCAUCAAAUGCAACAGUCCCGGAACCGCAGCGGUAGCAAAAACCUACAAAGUGGCCAACAAAGGCUGCGGAGGGUGUACUGAAGCAGCGAUUAAAGACAAAACAUGUUCGGAGUGCUGCAAGACCAAAUGCAAUUCUGCGUCAACUCUCGCGUUUGUUUUGGCGCCCCUCUUGGCAGUUAUCUUCCAUGUACUGUAAAUAGCCAGGAACAGGAACCGCAUAUGACAUAUUAUCUGGAACAGACUGUCAUCAUUUAGUGCUUUACUUUCAAUUUCAAAGAUUAUGAUUUCUUCCGACAGCUGCAUUUUUCAAGUUCGAUGAAUAUUUACAAUGCCAAUUCGUUUGUCAAAGAUUUUUGACUUUUCUCAUAAAUGAAAUAAA
Messenger RNA from Bolinopsis microptera, 757 nucleotides. RefSeq lists its product as uncharacterized. NCBI's taxonomy places the organism in Eukaryota, Metazoa, Ctenophora, Tentaculata, Lobata, Bolinopsidae. The record is from RefSeq and is a predicted model, not a curated record. The transcript has 5 exons. The coding region runs from base 20 to 574 and encodes 184 amino acids.